CCCACUCGCAAUGGCACCGUUACCUUCUGUCUUCUCUGCGGUUUUUCGUGUGGCUGCUGUGGCUGCACCAAUUGUUGGGCGUGCGCUUGUGGAUGCUUACAAGCAAGCGAUGAUAAAUGCACAAGCUGGAGGGGCGGCAAGGCAGGCUGUUCUCAAGAGCUCGAAGAUGUCAAGGGAUGAAGCGAUAAAGAUUCUCAAUGUUGAGAAAGCGGCAGAUAUAGAAACUAUCAAACAGAAAUACAAGCUCUUGUUUGAAAACAACGAUCCUUCAAGAGGUGGAUCGAAGUACUUGCAGUCCAAGAUCGAGGUAGCACACAGGAUUUUAUCAGAGGGUCAGGGGGGUGAGGCUAAACAGCAGACAUGAGGGAGAGAUAGGUUAAUCUUCAAGAGGUUCAGCAAGGUCGAUCACAUUGUGCAUGUCGGACGUCCGUUGUUUUCUAUCUAAGCAUGCUGGGUUUGAGUCAGACAGAAAUCGAGAUGUGAUCAAAGCAACUGAACUGUUUUGGGGGCCAGAGAAGUGUUAUUUAUUUGGCUUUUGUCAUCGACGAUUCGUCGAGAUCCAUGGCCUCAAUGUAGCAAUUUUGUUUGGCAUCGAUCAAAUAAA
This is a messenger RNA of Guillardia theta CCMP2712, 604 nucleotides long. RefSeq lists its product as hypothetical. The transcript has 5 exons. Bases 11 to 364 code for a protein of 117 amino acids. The record is from RefSeq and is a predicted model, not a curated record. Gene Ontology annotation, cellular component: TIM23 mitochondrial import inner membrane translocase complex. Lineage: Eukaryota; Cryptophyceae; Pyrenomonadales; Geminigeraceae. Gene Ontology annotation, biological process: protein import into mitochondrial matrix.